AUGGACGAGCACCUGAGCCUGCUGCGCUCGCCGGCCGCCCUGUCCUCCGGCAGGCACCCGAGGGGCGGCAACAGCGGCGGCGCUGGCGUCGUCGUCGCGGGCGUCGUCGCCGUGGGCAGCAGCCACCACAACUUGGGCUACAGUGAGCAGUUCUUCCCCGAAGGCGCGCUCUCGGGGCCCGGGGAAGGGCAGGAAGACGACGAGGAGGGCGUCGAGGAGGACGUGGGCGACGGGGAGCUGGAGGGGGGCAUGACCGUGGUGGGGGGAGAGGACCCGCUGCUCGAGGAGACCCAGCACGCCCAUGCCCUGCUGGGAGGGGAGCGCUACGACCACCCCUCGAUGGCCCACACCCUGCCUCCCCCUGGCCAUCACCAGGUGGGCAGUGGGGGGGACGCCGGGGAGCACGAGUGUUGUGAGCGGGUGGUGAUCAACAUCUCUGGUCUGCGCUUCGAGACCCAGCUCAAGACGCUCGCCCAGUUCCCCGAGACCCUGCUGGGGGACCCCCGCAAGAGGAUGCGCUACUUUGACCCCCUCCGCAACGAGUAUUUCUUUGACCGCAACCGACCCAGCUUCGAUGCCAUCCUAUACUACUACCAGUCUGGAGGCCGCAUCCGGCGCCCUGUCAACGUCCCCAUUGACAUCUUCUCGGAAGAAAUCCGUUUCUACCAGUUGGGCGAGGAGGCCAUGGAGAAAUUCCGAGAAGAUGAAGGUUUCAUCCGUGAAGAGCAGAGACCUCUGCCCGAGAAGGAGUUCCAGCGCCAGGUGUGGCUCCUCUUUGAGUACCCGGAGAGCUCUGGACCAGCUCGGGGCAUUGCGAUUGUCUCAGUCUUAGUUAUCCUCAUCUCCAUUGUCAUUUUCUGCCUGGAAACCUUGCCUGAGUUCAGAGAUGACCGUGACUAUGACAGCACCACAGGGACAUUUGGGACCAGUGGUGGACCUUUCGUGGCAGAUAUCUUCCCAAAUUCCUCUUCUCCAGCAACCUCCAUGGUGUCCUCUUUCACUGAUCCUUUUUUUGUGGUGGAGACUCUGUGCAUUAUCUGGUUCUCCUUUGAGCUGCUUGUCCGUUUCUUUGCUUGUCCCAGCAAACCCACCUUCUCCAAGAACAUUAUGAACAUAAUUGACAUUGUGGCUAUUAUUCCUUAUUUCAUCACCUUGGGCACUGAGCUGGCCGAGAGGCAGGGCAAUGGUCAACAAGCGAUGUCUCUGGCCAUUCUCAGGGUCAUCCGGUUAGUCAGAGUCUUCCGUAUAUUCAAGCUCUCUCGGCACUCCAAGGGGUUGCAGAUCUUGGGGCAGACCCUCAAGGCCAGCAUGAGGGAGCUGGGCUUGCUCAUUUUCUUCCUCUUCAUUGGAGUUAUCCUCUUUUCCAGUGCUGUCUACUUUGCAGAAGCUGAUGAUCCCACGUCCAGCUUCAGCAGUAUCCCUGAUGCCUUUUGGUGGGCUGUAGUGACCAUGACUACAGUGGGUUAUGGUGACAUGCACCCAGUCACUAUUGGGGGCAAAAUAGUAGGGUCUCUCUGUGCCAUAGCUGGGGUGCUGACCAUUGCCUUGCCUGUGCCCGUGAUAGUCUCCAACUUUAACUACUUUUAUCACCGAGAAACGGAAGGUGAAGAACAAGCCCAGUAUAUGCAUGUAGGAAGCUGCCAGCAUCUCUCCUCCACUGAGGAGCUGAGGAAAGCUCGGAGCAAUUCCACUCUCAGCAAGUCAGAGUACAUGGUGAUAGAAGAGGGAGGCAUCAGCAACAGUGCAUUCAAACAGGCUGCCUUCAAAACAGGCAACUGUACAGCCACAAACAAUCCAAACUGUGUGAAUAUUAAAAAGAUCUUUACGGAUGUUUAA
Molecule: messenger RNA, 1836 nt
Organism: Podarcis lilfordi (Lilford's wall lizard)
Lineage: Eukaryota; Metazoa; Chordata; Lepidosauria; Squamata; Lacertidae
Source: the annotation of a GenBank genome assembly